GUGCACGAGGGAGGCAGAGAGAUAGAGGGAGAUGGCGACCGAGGCGAGCAACGGGAAUGCGUGCUGCGCGAAGGGGCCGGGGCACGCGUCCCCGCUGGAUGCCAUGUCCGGCCCCAGAGAGAAAAUCCUCUACGUCACUUGCGUCUACUCCGGAACUGGAAUAGAGAAGCCCGACUACCACGCCACGGUGGACGUGGAUCUGGACUCGCCCAGCUACUCGAAGGUCAUCCACAGGCUCCCCGUGCCCUACCUGGGCGACGAGCUCCAUCACUCCGGAUGGAACGCGUGCAGCUCUUGCCAUGGGGAUCCGUCGGCUGACAGGCAUUUCCUGAUCCUGUUAUCUUUGAUAUCCGGCUGGAUAUAUGUGAUCGACACAAAAACCAAUCCUCGAGCUCCAGCUCUGCAUAAGGUUGUUGAUCCAAAAGACAUUAUUGAGAAGACUGGACUUGCUUAUCCGCACACUUCCCAUUGCCUCACAUCUGGUGAGAUCAUGGUCUCGUGCCUCGGUGACAAAGAUGGAAAAGCCAAGGGAAAUGGCUUUCUGCUCCUGGAUUCAGAAUUCAACGUGAAAGGAAGGUGGGAGAAACCUGGGCACAGUCCCCUCUUCGGUUAUGAUUUCUGGUACCAACCCUGGCACAAGAUGAUGAUCAGCUCAUCAUGGGGGGCUCCUUCAGCUUUCACCAAAGGUUUUAACCCUCAGCAUGUGUUGGACGGUCCAUACGGGAGGCAUCUCCAUGUGUACAGCUGGCCUGAUGGUGAACUCAAGCAAACACUGGACCUGGGCGACACUGGCCUCAUACCGCUCGAGAUAAGAUUCCUGCAUGAUCCUUCCAAGGACAUGGGAUAUGUUGGGUGUGCAUUGAGCAGCAAUAUGGUGCGCUUCUUCAAGACCCAGGACGGCUCGUGGAGCCAUGAGGUGGCUAUAUCAGUUGAACCUCUGAAGGUCCAAAACUGGAUCCUUCCCGUAAUGCCUGGACUCGUAACAGAUUUCUUGAUAUCGCUAGAUGAUCGUUAUUUGUACUUUGUGAAGUGGCUUCAUGGGGACGUGAGGCAGUAUAACAUUGAAGACCAUGAACAUCCCGUGCUCGUAGGCCAAGGAUGGGUCGGGGUGAUUCAGGAGGGAGGCGGCAUUGUGGCAGAGAAAGAAGAUGGUACGGCAUGGCAAGUUGACCUUCCUGAGAUAAAGGCGAAUAAACUCAGAGGAGGACCCACAGCAACGCCAGUGACAAUGGCCACAGGGAGCCUCCGCUCUCUGGCCCUCCUCCUCCAGCUCCUGCUUCUACUCAGCGGAGGUGGCGCCUCUGCCAAGGACUGCACCGUCAUGUCCAAGAUCCUCGUCGCCCUCAAGCCGUCAGGCUGGUCCUCGAGCCAGGCCUGCUGUAACUGGAAAGGCGUCAGCUGCGACUCCUCCAGCCGGGUCACCGGCAUAAACCUCCCUUCCUCAUCCCUCUCUGGCGCCCUCCCCUCAGAUCUUUCAUUCCUCUCCCAUCUCCAAACCAUCUCCCUCCACAAUAACCUCCUCUCCGGCGCCAUCCCUUCCUUUGCCGGCGUUGCCUCCCUCCAGACCCUCUACCUCAACAACAACAACUUCACCUCCAUCACCUCCGGUGCCUUCCAGGGCCUCACCAGCCUCCAGACCCUCAACCUCAGCAACAAUCUCUGCCUCGCCCCCUGGCAGAUCCCGCUGGAGCUCAACGCCUCGACGUCCCUCGUCACCCUCUACGCCACCAAUGCCAACAUCGUCGGCCCAAUCCCGGACUUCCUUGGUUCCCUCCCUAGCCUGGUGAAUCUGAGGAUCUCCUAUAACAACCUCACCGGGCCCCUCCCCUCCUCCUUCGGCACUUCGGGGAUCAAGAUCCUCUGCCUCAACAACCAGGCGAUGGGGCUUUCCGGUGGCAUCAGCGUGUUGGCCGGGAUGACCCAACUGCGCCUGGUCUGGCUUGAGAACAACCAGUUCACAGGUCAUCCCGAUCUCUCGCAAUGCACUAAUUUGUUUGAUCUCCAGCUUAGGGACAACCAGUUCACUGGGGUUGUGCCCGCCUCGCUGUUGGCACUCCCCAGCUUGAAGAAUGUGUCCUUGGAUAAUAAUAAGUUGCAGGGUCCCGUCCCUAGUAAUAGAAGUGGAAUUGACAUUACCUAUGGGGGUACCAAUAGCUUUUGCAACAGUGCGCCGGGCCCUUGCGACCCGCAGGUUACUAAGUUGCUCCAGGUGGCCAGUGUGUUGGGGUAUCCGAUCACGCUGGCGGAUUCUUGGACUGGGAAUGAUGCUUGCCACGGCAGCUGGAGUGCCAUUUCUUGCCAGGGGAAGAAGGUGACUGCUGUUACCUUCUCAAAGCGGGGAUUUAGUGGGACCAUCUCGCCCGCUUUUGCAGAUCUCACCUUGCUCGACACGUUGCUGUUGAACGAUAAUAAUCUUACUGGCUCUAUUCCGGACAGCUUGACUACGCUGACUCAGCUUCAGGUUCUUGAUGUGUCGAACAAUAAUCUCAGUGGGUUGAUACCUGUUUUCCCAGCCUCAAUGAAAUUGACUACUACUGGUAAUCCGUUAAUUGGUGGCGGAGGAGGUUCGAUUGAUGGUGGCUCACCUGGAAGGUCAAAUGGUUCUUCACGUUCAGCUGGUGUAAUUUUUGCUGUCGUCAUCAUAGGCAUCCUUAUUUUUAUUGGGGUGGUGGUGGUUGGCUUUUACAAAUACCAUUACAUCAUCCCAAGACACAGGAACGUUAAUAGGGUAGACAAUCCGGGAAUAGGGAUGGAAGUAGCUAACAACGGGGCCGGAAAUGGUAUGAAUGGUUAUGGUGGGGUUUCAAGUGAAUUGCAUGGCCAAAACAGGGGGGACCAUAGUGAUUUUCCUGUUUUUAAUCAAGGAAAUGUUAAAAUUCCAAUUAAAGACCUUAGACAAGCGACUAAUAAUUUUAGUGAAGAGAACAAAUUAGGAAGUGGUGGUUUUGGUGUUGUUUACAAAGGGGAGUUGCCCGAUGGCACCAAAAUUGCUGUUAAAAGAAUGAAUCCUGAGGCAAAGGACACCAAGAGAAUGAAGGGAAUCCAAACUGAGAUUUUGAGAAUGAAGGGAUUCAAAGCUGAGAUUGCAGUACUUACAAAAGUGAGGCAUAGGCAUUUAGUCAUGCUUUUAGGGUAUUGUAUCAAAGGUCAUGAGAGGCUUUUAGUGUAUGAAUAUAUGCCACAGGGGACUCUUGCGCAACAUUUGUUUGAGGGGCAAGAGAAGGGAUAUGCACCUCUGACUUGGAAGCAAAGGAUGACCAUUGCUUUGGAUGUUGCUAGAGGAGUGGAAUACCUGCACAGUUUAGCCCAGCAAAAAUUUACCCAUAGGGAUUUGAAGCCAGAAAACAUACUGCUGGGAGAUGACAUGAGAGCCAAAGUUGCUGACUUUGGUUUGGUUAAGCAUGUUCCUGAUGGGAAGCACUCUGUGGAGACACAGUUGGCUGGAACUUUUGGGUAUUUAGCUCCUGAAUAUGUAGCCACUGGAAAGGUAACUACAAAGGUCGAUGUUUAUGCAUUUGGUGUUGUCUUGAUGGAGAUCAUUACUGGUAGAAAAGCAUUAGACAACACCGUGUCGGUUGAGAGGGUGCAAUUGGUCGCUUGGUUCCGUAGAGUUCUAAUUAACAAGGAAAACAUCCGGAAAGCUAUCGACCAGACUCUUGACCCCGAUGAAGAAACCUUAGAGAGCAUAAUCAAAGUUGCCGAGCUGGCUGGUCAUUGCACUGCUCGGGAACCGUUCCAGAGACCGGACAUGGACCAUGCGGUCAAUAUUUUGGGUCCCGCCGUGGAGCAAUGGAAACCAACUAGCCAUGAUGAAGAAGAAAGCUCUGGUAUCAACCUCCACAUGAACCUUCCUCAAGCCUUGCAAAGAUGGCAAGCUGACGAAGGCACUUCCUCCGUGUUCAACUCUAUGUCCUUCUCCAAUACGCAGUCUAGCAUUCCGCUGAAACCUUCGACGUUUCCAGACUCGUUCAGUUCAACUGAUUGCCGGUGAGGAAAGUAAUGGGAAAGAAUUUGGUCUGGUUGGCCAUGUAAAGUAUUUGAUGAAGCGGGUUGCCAGUGGAUAGAGAGAUCAAGAUACUCUCAUGAAAAGUCGCUUCAAGGCUGUUGAAAAUAGACACUGCAGCUGGCUGUAUGAGCUAGUGGUCAUGAUUGGUACAAUGCAAUUUUGCUUCGAUAAGUGUAUGUUUUCCUUCCAAUCCUGAGUCGAUACAAAUUCGCCACUUCUCCCCUUCCCGCCCUUUUUGUAUAUGAUCUCCUGUUUUUUCAUUCUUGGAUUCCUUGAGGAAAUGAUUGACUUGAGGAUGCUUAUCAGAGAAAGCGAUAUUAAAUUUGCCUGAAAUUGUCUUCCCACACUCAAUGUUUCUUGCUCUUGUCACAAAACAUGAAUAAUUGCUGCACCAGUUCUUCGCUCCGUGCAUCACCUUGUGUCGAUAUCAUUCCUCAGAGUGUCAUAGAGCA
Messenger RNA from Eucalyptus grandis, 4458 nucleotides. Its product is annotated as receptor-like kinase TMK4. Gene Ontology annotation, biological process: protein phosphorylation. Gene Ontology annotation, molecular function: ATP binding; selenium binding; protein kinase activity. NCBI's taxonomy places the organism in Eukaryota, Viridiplantae, Streptophyta, Magnoliopsida, Myrtales, Myrtaceae. The record is from RefSeq and is a predicted model, not a curated record.